GCACUGGAAGGAAACAAAAGGGUGCUUUGAAUGGCGCGUGCUCCGCGGCGCCGUCAGUCAUCGGUCUCCUAGCAACAGACAACAGAAAUGCACCUGUGGCUCUGAAUGGCAGAGGAGAGCCUGUCGGUUGUCAAAAGCGCGGAGAUAUUUCAAACAUUCAUUUGAUUGGUUGAAAACAGAAGUCGUCUAAUUCUAAAUGACGAUUUGUUGCAUCCAAUUUGGGGAACUUUAUUCUAUAAUUUCGGGAGAAAUGUAUUUUCUGUCGUUCCCAGCCGGCUGAAUAUUUAUUAAAAGUCAUGAAUGUUGUUUUUGCGGAGGUUAAUUGGUACUCUGCUCUUUCGUAUCAAUAUAUGAUAUGAAUGAUAUAAUAAUGCAUAUUUCAAUUUGAAAAUGAAGUUCUGAAGAAAACGUGUUCAGAAUAAUCUUGCUAUUCAUGGCAAACGAGUUGUAAACUCAAUAGCAUCAAUGUUGCUCAUGCACGCGCCCGCGCACAGCCCCUGUGACGUCAAGCGAAGCUCGAUCCCGCGCAUGCAAAUGAGGUCCCCGCUGCAGCCUCUCCAUUGGCCGCCCGCGCUCAUUUAGCGGCUGUCAGCGCGCGCGGCCCGGGCACGCUCGCUAACUUUUUGCCAGCACAGCUCGGAGCAAAGUGCCGCACGCACGCACGGUGCGCUCCCAGGCAGGCGGGCGGAUGCCAGCAAAAAAAAGAAAAGAAAAGAAAAGAAAAGAAAAAAGCAACCACGGGAAGGAAGCGCGGGGCAAGUUUUCCCUCUUUCGCCACUCUCCAGCAUCCUCAGGGGGUCGAGGCGGCCUGAAUGUUUGCGCAGGUCUGAGAGAUUCCGCCAAGACGAGUGAAUGUACAGAACGAUGAUGGAGACGGACUUGCACUCCCCCGCGGUGCAACAGACCAACCCGUCCAACCCCGGGGGCCACGGCGGCAAAGUUCCCCAGGAGAGAAUCAAGAGACCCAUGAACGCUUUCAUGGUGUGGUCUCGCGGCCAGCGGCGGAAGAUGGCCCAGGAGAACCCCAAGAUGCACAACUCGGAGAUCAGCAAGCGGCUGGGGGCCGAGUGGAAGGUGAUGACCGAGGCCGAGAAGCGGCCCUUCAUCGACGAGGCCAAGCGGCUGCGGGCCAUGCACAUGAAGGAGCACCCGGACUACAAGUACCGGCCGCGGAGGAAGACCAAGACCUUGCUGAAGAAGGACAAGUACUCGCUGGCCGGCGGGCUCCUCGGCAACGCGGCGGCCGCAGGGCUGGAGAGCCCCGGCGGGGGCCACCUGGGCUCCGGCGCCGGCGUUUACACGGCGCAGGUCAACGGGUGGCCGAACGGCGCCUACUCCGCGGCCGCGGCCGCUCACGCCAUGAUGCAAGAGGCACAGCUGCAGGCUUACACGCAGCACCCGCACCAGCAGCCGCAGCCCGUGCACAGGUACGACAUGAGCGCCCUAUCUUACAGCCCCGUCUCGAACUGCCAGAGCUACAUGAGCGCCUCUCCGCCGGGCUACGGGGGCAUCACCGGCUACACGCACCAGCACCACAGCGCCGGCGUGUCCCCGGUGUCGGGCGCGCUCGGGGGCACUCUGGGGCCCCUGGUGAAGUCGGAGCCCAGCGCGAGCCCCCCGGUGUCCGCGGCGCGCCAGCCGUGCCCCGCGGGAGACCUGCGGGACAUGAUCAGCAUGUACUUGCCCACCGGGGAGGCGGCGGGGGACUCGUCCGUGCAGGGGCGCCUGCACGUGCUCCACACGCAGCACUACCAAGGGAGCAGCGCCCACGUCAACGGGACGGUUCCCCUGACGCACAUUUAAAUCCGUGUAUUCAAUGUUUUACAAGCAACCAAAUACUCCGAGCAGAGGUGGGCUGCUGCUGCUGCUGCUGCUGCUGCUGCCUCUCGCGUGUAAAUUGAGGCGCUUUGAGCCAUAAAAAUGCAAUCACGUUGAACGAACUUUCCCCCCCCCCCCCAAAAAAAAAAUGUUUUCUUCUUUUGUCUGGCCGUGCUCGGAGGAACGCACACGCUGAUUUAUUUGAGCUCUCGGUAACGGAGUUUGCCAAUUUCUCACGCGAUUUAAAUUAUAAUCCUCCAGGUCUGGUGCAUUAUAAGGAUUUUCUUUUUCAUUUUAUGUUUGCGUGGAAUUCAAGGCUCUGGCUGUUUAGGAAAACAGGAAGCCGUGCAAAUGUGUUUGGAAAAAGUUUACAGGCAGCAAUAUAACGUUGAUUUCAAAUUUUAAUCCUUGUAAACACGUGAGUCGGUCGGUGUAAUUUGAUUUUGUUGUUGUAAGUGUUGUUAAUGGUGAAUAAAUAUGCCUGUACUGAAAACGCUUUAUGCAAUUGUAUUGUCAGAAAGAGGAGAAAGUCGCUUUUCCCCCCCAGCUGAAUUAAUUUCCAAAGUAUGUUCACGCUAUUGGGAUAUUUAUUUUUGCCAUGAAAUGUUAUUCUGAAGUGUCACCUUAACGAAACUGAAAGUGAGCACGCCACCAAUACAGAAAUAGUGCUUGCUAUUAACUAAAGUGCAAAUGUGUUCCCCUGAUGUCCUUUAGAAGAUUUGCUAAAUAUGCUUUAAAAUAAGAUUUCUCAAGAGAUUUUUCGAUCAUUUUUUUUUUUUUUUUACUUAUGGGUGGAAAUAAAUUGACAAAUUAUUUUUCAAUUGGGAUACAAAAGAUUGUUUUAUAUGAUACCACAUUAUUUGAACAGCGUUUUUUAAACCUAAGAUUUUUUGCAGAUUUCGUGUCAUCAUUAUUAUAACUUGAAUCAUAUUUGCAGGUACUUAAAAUGUCACAGGUUUGCCGUCAGAUAUGUUUUCUUAAUUUGAUUAUUACCCAUCCAGACCCCAGACAAAAUGUUUCAAAUCACACUGUAAUAUACAAACUUGUUAAAAUCCAUGAAACAUGCAGAAUAAAAGACACGUGCAAGUUCCCACGGCAUUUCCAUAAAGCUUUGCUGUAACACA
Phyllopteryx taeniolatus (common seadragon) is the source of this 2942-nucleotide messenger RNA. Its product is annotated as transcription factor Sox-1a-like. The transcript has a single exon. The record is from RefSeq and is a predicted model, not a curated record. Lineage: Eukaryota; Metazoa; Chordata; Actinopteri; Syngnathiformes; Syngnathidae. The coding region runs from base 853 to 1803 and encodes 316 amino acids. Gene Ontology annotation, molecular function: DNA-binding transcription factor activity, RNA polymerase II-specific; RNA polymerase II cis-regulatory region sequence-specific DNA binding. Gene Ontology annotation, biological process: cell differentiation; anatomical structure morphogenesis; regulation of DNA-templated transcription.